GGGGGCCCGCGCUAUAUAUCACUCGGCAGCCUGGCUGCAGCGCAGAGCGGGCAGCGGGCGGGUGCUCGGACAGCUUCUUCUCCUGCUCCUCCGGUUCCUGCUCCAGCCCCCGCUCCUUCGCCGGGAGAGACUAACCACCCGCCCAGUCGUGCGCCAGCGCCGAGGCAGCCUCGCCGCAUCCCAUCCCGUUCCGCUGGGCACUCGGAGGGCGGCGCGCCUGAAGCCAAAGUUGCCCGGCAAGGGCGGGCAGGCACGCUCAGGCUGUAGCGACCCCACCGGCGGCGCGCGAGGCAACUUUGCAGAGGCGAGCAGCAGCCCCGGCAGCGGCAGCGGCAAUGACUCCCUGGCUCGGGCUCGUCGUGCUCCUGGGCAGCUGGAGUCUGGGGGACUGGGGCGCCGAGGCGUGCACAUGCUCGCCCAGCCACCCCCAGGACGCCUUCUGCAACUCUGACAUCGUGAUCCGGGCCAAGGUGGUGGGGAAGAAGCUGGUGAAGGAGGGACCCUUUGGCACGCUGGUCUAUACCAUCAAGCAGAUGAAGAUGUACCGAGGCUUCACCAAGAUGCCCCACGUGCAGUACAUCCACACAGAAGCUUCCGAAAGUCUCUGUGGCCUUAAGCUAGAGGUCAACAAGUACCAGUACCUGCUGACAGGCCGUGUCUAUGAUGGCAAGAUGUACACAGGACUGUGUAACUUUGUGGAGAGGUGGGACCAGCUCACCCUCUCCCAGCGCAAGGGGUUGAACUAUCGAUAUCAUCUGGGUUGUAACUGCAAGAUCAAAUCCUGCUACUACCUGCCUUGCUUUGUGACCUCCAAGAACGAAUGUCUCUGGACCGACAUGCUCUCCAAUUUCGGCUACCCUGGCUACCAGUCCAAACACUAUGCCUGCAUCCGGCAGAAGGGUGGCUACUGCAGCUGGUACCGAGGAUGGGCACCCCCGGACAAGAGCAUCAUCAAUGCCACAGACCCCUGAGCUCCAGACCCUGCCCCACCUCACUUUCCUCCCUUCCCACUGAGCUUCCCUUGGACACUAACUCUUCCCAGAUGAUGACAAUGAAAUUAGUGCCUGUUUUCUUGCAAAUUUAGCACUUCGAACACUUAAAGGAAAAUCUAUGCUGUCAUAUGGAGUUUAUUUGGAACCAUCCUCCCAGCCCAACCCUUCCUUUUCUUUUUGGUUUUGACAUCACCCGUUUCCACCUGGAAGUUUUUGGUGUCAUGCCAGAAAGAAUGAGGAAUGUGUAAUCCUCUUCUUCGUGAUGAUAUAAUCUAUAUUUUUUUAGGAAAACAAAAAUUGAAAAACUACCCGAUUUGGGCAUUGUGAUACCUACCGCUCUUUCUUCUUCCCCAUCUCAUCAUCUCCCAGACCCUCCUCCCUUUGCCUUUCUCUUCCCCCUCCCCCAGUACAUAAAGGACACAGACAAGGAAGCUGCUGAAAAGCCAACUGUUUGAAAUCAGUCAAGGGCAGCAAGCAGAUAGACUCAAGGUACGCAGAAGAUCUUAUACACCAAGGAGAUGCUACUGCAUGUUCCCACCAGACUAUGUCUGUCUGUGUCUGCACGUGAGAGUGAGGGAGGGAAGGAAGAAACUGCAAGAGGGUCUGGAUGAUGCAGCACACACACAAUUCCCCCAGCCCAGUGAUGCUUGGGUUGACCAGAUGUUUCUGAGUCUGGAGCAAGCAGCCAGGAUAGAAUAACAGAACUUUCUUAGUUGGUGAAGACUUAAACAUCUGCCUGAGGUCAGGAGGCAAUUUGCCUGCCUUGGACAAAAGCUCAAGUGAAAGACUGAGGUGAAUGUCUUUCCUCUCCCCGCUUCCCACAAGAUUUCCUCCUGGAAAACUCUUUAGUUGAUUUGGCCAGGAGCUUGCCUUUAUGUAAAUUGGAAAAAUACAAAUACCAUACACUAUCCACAGAUAUAGGACAAGUAGAUUUGGGUAGAGAAUACUAUUUUCAAAGUAGCAUUUAGCUCACCUAGGGGGAUGUGUUUGCAUACACAUUUGCAUAUACCCACGCGGGGACAUAAGCUAAUUUUUUUACAGGACACAGAAUUCUGUUCAAUGCCGUUAAAUAUGCCAAUAGUUUAAUCUCUUCUAUUUUGUUGUUAUUGCUUGUUUGAAGAAAAUCAUGACAUUCCAAGUUGACCUUUUUUUUUUUUUCACUUUAAUUAAAAUUUUAAAUUCUGAGCACCCUCAGCAUCCCCCUAAUUGGGGUCAUCUGACCUCUCUCCCUCUCCUUUUCUCCUGCUUCAUGUUUGGGGCCUUCAUUUAACUGCCUUACUGGCUUGGCUCAGAUGGGAGAUGAGCGUUCGUGUGGGCCAGGGGCCUGGGCACAGGAAGGAAAGCUGCAGGGUCCUGCCUUGGCUAGAUGGCCACCUUUCCUGGGUUUGGGGACAACUUGCUCCUCUUCCUCCAGCUGACCUGUGGGUGAAUGCCACCUCCUGAGGUCCUCAGCUCUUAGAAUUGAAAUUGGUGGUCACUGCGAAAGCCUGACUCUGCAAUCAGCUGUAGGGUUUUUGUUGUGUUUUUGAAAUAAAACUAUAAUAUAAAUUCUCUGAUUAAAUAAAAUUAUUUUAAGUUUUAGUGUUGAAAGUGAGAUGCCAAGUGUCGGUGAUAAUGUGUAUUUUAGAGAAUUGGGGAUGGUUACAUUUAACGUGAUUGCUCUCUGUUUUCAGAUUAUGGGUAUUUAUCCUGUAUUCAUAUUCGUAUCUUCAGUUCAUUCCACUUUAGGAAACAGAGCUGCCAAUUGAAACAGGAGAAAAAUAAAGAAGCAGACAACACUUUAUAAUGUCUCACACACAAACACAAAUGCCCAGGCAAGGUGUUUGGCAGAACCCCAGGGCGGGAAGGCAGUACAGGCAUCCGGUUUCCUUGGGAUCGAUUUCAUCACCUAGCACCUUUCACCUUGUGGUUAUGACAUCCGGCAUGCAGGAAACAAGGGGAAUUUGCUCUCUCAGUGGGGCGGCGUGAGGUCAGCAGGCCAGUGGUUUUUAAGGGGUGAGCCCCAGGCUUGGUGUUAAGAUUUUCUUUAUUUGAACCUCAAAGUCCUACAAGGUGGAACCCCUAACCCAACCUGCCCAAGUGCCCUCCCACAAGUGGACAUCAGUGUGACCUCCAUGAGGCAUCUGGCUAUUCUUGGUCCCUGGUGGGGUCACCUCCACUCACACAAGGAGGGUCACCUCCACUCACUCGAGGUGAAGCCUGAACAUGAGUCACUUGAAGUUUCCCUCUGAAAAGUUGGUGGAACCACAGUCCCAUCUGCCAGGCCCUGGCAAGGAAAACAGCAGGUCCUGAGCAAAGUGUGAUGUCAAAGGGCGGUUUUCGAGCUUUCUAUAAGCUAUAGCUUUGUUUAUUUCACCUGUUCACUUACUGUAUAAUUUAAAGUCAUUUAUGUAGCUGAGACACUUCUGUAUUUCAUUCAUAUCGUGAACGUUUUAUUUUGCUAAAUCUUAUGUCAUGUGUAGCGGUAAUAUGUGUGCAUUGUGUUUAAGAGAAAAAAACAAAAAACAAAACCCA
Hippopotamus amphibius kiboko is the source of this 3506-nucleotide messenger RNA. RefSeq names its product TIMP metallopeptidase inhibitor 3 (gene TIMP3). The coding region runs from base 336 to 971 and encodes 211 amino acids. Gene Ontology annotation, molecular function: protease binding; metalloendopeptidase inhibitor activity. The transcript has 5 exons. Gene Ontology annotation, biological process: negative regulation of membrane protein ectodomain proteolysis; negative regulation of endopeptidase activity. Gene Ontology annotation, cellular component: extracellular matrix. Lineage: Eukaryota; Metazoa; Chordata; Mammalia; Artiodactyla; Hippopotamidae. The record is from RefSeq and is a predicted model, not a curated record.